This is a messenger RNA of Anastrepha obliqua, 2481 nucleotides long. It is a transcript of the gene bsk, whose product is annotated as stress-activated protein kinase JNK. Gene Ontology annotation, molecular function: JUN kinase activity; ATP binding. The record is from RefSeq and is a predicted model, not a curated record. Gene Ontology annotation, biological process: protein phosphorylation; JNK cascade. Lineage: Eukaryota; Metazoa; Arthropoda; Insecta; Diptera; Tephritidae. Gene Ontology annotation, cellular component: cytoplasm; nucleus. Bases 862 to 1980 code for a protein of 372 amino acids. The transcript is spliced from 3 exons.
UUUUAGCUGCUGUCAGAUUUUCCAAUUGACAAGCGCGGUGCCAAUUUCUGUCCAAGUUUUUGUGUAUUCUCUCUGGAAGAAAAUUGUGUUUUUUUAUAAAAUUUUCUUAAACGAAUUCGCGAAAAACUUUUAUAUUUGUAGCUUACAAUGGCGCUAGUGUAAAAAUGUACGAAAUUUCUGCGGUAUAUUAAAUCUGGCUAUUACGACCAGAAAAAGGUACGGCAGCAAGCCGUAGACAGACAGGCAACCGUCUUUGGUGACAGAUUGAAAAUCGAUUUUUUCAUGUAAAGUUUAUAGCAAUUUUUUUCGGUGGUAUUCUACUCGUCGGCGAGAAAAGCGGUUCGUAGACUAUUGAAGUAAAUUUUGUAUGCGAUUUCUUGUAAAUAUGAUUUUUCAACCCAGCGAAGAAAAAAAAAAUAUUGUUGGCACCCGGCUUAUAAUUAAGAAAUAGCGUUAAGUAAAAAGUUCACAAAAACAAUUCAAGAAAAAAGAAAAUCAAACAAUUCGGCCAUCAAAAAACAAAAAACGCGUUCAUUACCACGUCCAAGAGCAUCUACAUUUUUUGGCUAAAUCACAAAUUCAUAGCUGCGCUUUCAGCAUUUGCGGCUAAAUCAAUAACCCAUCAUUCUAACACCCCAGCCAAAACAUAACAACAAAUCAAGUCAGUCAGACGUUGCAGUUGCAAUUUUUUUGCGAAAAACAGAAAAUUUGUAUCAAAGCAUCUCCCAAACGAAUUUCAGUGACACACCAAUCAACCAAUUAUUAAUUAGCAACGAAAAAUGAACGUGUGAAUUGAAAAUAUCAACUUUAAAACACCAAAACCAUUACCGAAGCAACCGAAGCAAAACCAAACCAAAAGCAAUGAGUUCCCGUCAUUACACCAUCGAAGUGGGGGAUACGAAUUUUACAAUUCUCAAUCGGUAUACAAAUUUGAAACCGAUCGGCUCGGGCGCUCAGGGCAUAGUAUGUGCUGCCUACGAUACCGUAACCGAGCAAAAUGUUGCCAUUAAAAAGCUAUCACGACCAUUCCAAAAUGUAACACAUGCUAAGCGGGCUUAUAGAGAGUUUAAGUUAAUGAAAUUAGUAAACCAUAAGAAUAUUAUUGGAUUACUCAAUGCAUUUACACCUCAACGUAGCUUGGAAGAGUUUCAAGAUGUUUACCUUGUUAUGGAGUUGAUGGAUGCAAAUCUAUGUCAAGUCAUACAAAUGGAUUUGGAUCAUGAUCGUAUGUCGUAUUUGCUAUAUCAGAUGUUGUGCGGCAUAAAGCACUUACACCUAGCCGGCAUAAUACAUAGGGAUUUAAAGCCAUCAAAUAUUGUGGUUAAAGCGGAUUGCACACUUAAGAUAUUAGAUUUCGGUUUGGCACGUACAGCUGGUACGACGUUCAUGAUGACACCAUAUGUAGUCACACGUUAUUAUCGUGCACCCGAAGUUAUUUUGGGCAUGGGCUAUACAGAGAAUGUUGACAUUUGGUCUGUGGGCUGCAUUAUGGGUGAAAUGAUAAGGGGUGGUGUUCUAUUCCCCGGCACUGAUCAUAUUGAUCAAUGGAAUAAGAUUAUUGAGCAAUUGGGUACUCCGUCUACAUCAUUUAUGCAACGUUUGCAACCAACUGUCCGUAAUUAUGUUGAAAAUCGGCCACGUUAUUCCGGUUAUUCAUUCGAUCGACUUUUCCCAGAUGUACUCUUUCCAAAUGAUAAUAAUGAGCAAAGUCGACGGAAGGCAUCCGAAGCACGUGAUUUACUUAGUCGUAUGUUGGUGAUUGAUCCCGAACAACGUAUUUCGGUGGAACAAGCACUAUUACAUAGUUAUAUUAAUGUUUGGUAUGAUGCUGAAGAGGUAAAUGCACCAGCACCCGAACCAUAUGACCAUAGCGUCGACGAGAGGGAGCAUACCGUCGAACAAUGGAAGCGACUUAUAUACGAAGAAGUUAUGGAUUAUGAGGCACACAACACCAAUGCGCCAGUUAAUACUACGCGGUAGACCCUGAAUUAAUUUAGGCAUGGCAUACUAAUGCUUCUGAGCAACUCUUAAUGUAUAUAAAAUAUAAGAACAAUAAAAGCAUUAAUACUUUCAAAAUGAGAUAAAGUAAAAUAAAAUAAACAAAAAAAAAAAAAACAAAUUAUUAGAGAUCAGCUUGUUUCGCCUCUCAAACCAAAAAAAAAAAAAACAAAAAAAAAAAACAAUUAAAAUAAAUAAAAGGGAUGAAAUGAAUGUUUUUAUUUGCAGCAGUGCAUGAAAAGUGGAAGGUUCGUUCUGGAUCUUUUGUUUAGCAUAAGCGAAAAGAGAUUUUGAAUACAAUAUUUGAAGUAUGCGAAAAUGUAUGUAAUGGAAGAGUACAAUAUUACAAAAGCAGUGUAUGCUAUAUUACAAAAAAAAAAAAAAUAGAAAAAAAAUUAAUACCGAACCCUAAAUUAUUUGGCGAAAAUCGUAGAAAGUGUAAUUCAUUUAGUGAAGAAUAAAAAUAUUCCCGCUAUCUUAAAA